Messenger RNA from Brachypodium distachyon (stiff brome), 1547 nucleotides. RefSeq names its product monooxygenase 2. The coding region runs from base 114 to 1358 and encodes 414 amino acids. The transcript has 4 exons. The record is from RefSeq and is a predicted model, not a curated record. NCBI's taxonomy places the organism in Eukaryota, Viridiplantae, Streptophyta, Magnoliopsida, Poales, Poaceae. Gene Ontology annotation, molecular function: FAD binding.
UCUUGGAUUCUCACAACAGCUCGAGUAGUUCCCGAUUAAUCAUCCCAGUUCAAACUUUCGAGCACAACCGCAGCACGCGCGCAGAUCAGUGAUCAGUUACGCGUGCAUAAGCAAUGGCAUACGUGCACGAGCAGGACGCUGCCGCGGACGUGGUGAUCGCCGGCGCCGGCCUGGCCGGCCUCGCCGUCGCUCUGGGACUCCACAGGAAGGGCGUGAGGAGCGUGGUGCUGGAGUCAUCGCCGGAGCGUCGGACGUCCGGGUUCGCGUUCUUCACGUGGACGAACGCCUUCCGCGCGCUCGACGCCCUUGGGGUCGGCGACAAGAUGAGGGGGCGACACCUGCAACUUCAGGGGUUGCGUGUGAUGUCUUCGUCGACAGGGGAAAUAGCGCGAGAAAUGGACCUCCAGGUGAAAGGGAAACUCGGACCCCACGAGGUCCGGUGCGUGCAGCGCAACGUGCUGCUCCAGGCGCUGGAGGAAGAGCUGCCAGCAGGCACCAUCCGCUACUCCUCCAAGAUCGUCUCCAUCGACGACGAAGGCGGCGACGCCAAGAAGCUCCUCCAUCUCGCCGACGGCUCAACCCUCAAAGCCAAGGUUCUGAUCGGGUGCGACGGGAUCAACUCCGUGGUGGCGAAAUGGCUGGGGCUGGCGAAACCGUCUGAGUCGGGGCGCACGGCCACGCGGGGCCACGCCAAGUACCCCGACGGCCACGGGUUCGAGCCCAAGUUCCUGCAGUUCGUCGGGGAAGGCUUCCGCGCCGGCAUGGUGCCCUGCAGCGACACCGACGUCUACUGGUUCUUCACAUGGUCUCCUUCCACGGCCAACGGCACCGACGGCGUCGACCAGAGCCCGUCGGCGAUGAAGCAGUUCGUGCUGUCCAAGCUGCGGAGCGCCAAGGUGACUCCGCAGGUGCUGGAAGCCGUGGAGAGGAGCGAGAUGAGCGACGUGCUCGCGGCGCCGCUGCGGUUCCGCGCGCCGCUGUCGCUGCUGUUAGCGAGCAUCAGCAAGGGCAACGUGUGCGUGGCCGGCGACGCGCUCCACCCGACCACGCCCGACCUGGCGCAGGGCGCGUGCACGGCGCUCGAGGACGGCGUCGUCCUGGCGCGCUGCCUCGGGGACGCCAUUGUCGGGGAGGAAGGCGGUGCUCGAGAGGAGAAGGAGAGAAUCAAGGCGGCCCUGCGGAAGUACGCCGGGAUCCGGCGGUGGAGGAGUGCCCAGGUGAUCGCGGCGUCCUACGUGGUGGGCUUCGUGCAGGAGAGCGAUCACCCCGUCGUGAGCUUCGUCCGGGAUAAGAUGUUGUCCGGGGUGCUCGCCAAGACGCUGCUGAUGAUGCCGGACUACGACUGCGGGAAGCUCUGAAGUCUGGAUGGAGUAUCUGAAUUUUCGUUGUUGUAUCAGGCAUUCAGGCCAUUCCGACCGUGUGUUGACUAAAAUCAACGACCGCCAGUUUACUUCCUCGCAACAACAAAGAUACUCCCUCCGUACACAAAUAAGUGUACUUCUAAGUUUGUGCCAUACAAAGAUAUUCAACUUCAAGUUUUUGACCAA